Messenger RNA from Klebsormidium nitens, 459 nucleotides. The record is from the annotation of a GenBank genome assembly. NCBI's taxonomy places the organism in Eukaryota, Viridiplantae, Streptophyta, Klebsormidiophyceae, Klebsormidiales, Klebsormidiaceae.
AUGGGCAAUCUUCCUUAUUUCGGCUUGGGCCUCCGAAAUCUGGACAGCUUGCCGACGGCAGGUGGCAUUUCUUUGGCAGCGCACGUGCCCGCCCUUCUUCCCAAGAGCAUCAACGUCCGCGAGUCUACCCUGCGCGCGGUCAAAGAGGAGCAGGAGCGCGGGGUGAAGCGCGCGCGCGAGGAGGACGACCACGACGCUGGCGAAGCGCGCAAAAAGGCCGCCAGCCACCCGGGCUACUACAAGACGGAGCUGUGCAACAAAUGGGAAGAGCAAGGGCAGUGCCCGUAUGGACCGAAGUGCCAGUUUGCCCACGGCAUCGAGGAGCUGCGCCCUGUACUGCGACACCCCAAGUUCAAGACGGAGAUCUGUCGACUGGUCGCCAACGGAUACAAAUGUCCGUACGGACACAGGUGCCACUUCCGGCACUCGAUUGAAGGAGACGAUGUUCCUGUCUUAUAG